This is a messenger RNA of Zygotorulaspora mrakii, 3108 nucleotides long. RefSeq names its product 1-phosphatidylinositol 4-kinase (gene PIK1). Gene Ontology annotation, molecular function: 1-phosphatidylinositol 4-kinase activity. Gene Ontology annotation, biological process: phosphatidylinositol-mediated signaling; phosphatidylinositol phosphate biosynthetic process. Bases 1 to 3108 code for a protein of 1035 amino acids. The record is from RefSeq and is a predicted model, not a curated record. The transcript has a single exon. Lineage: Eukaryota; Fungi; Ascomycota; Saccharomycetes; Saccharomycetales; Saccharomycetaceae. Gene Ontology annotation, cellular component: cytoplasm; membrane.
AUGAGUAGCGGGCCAAAUGAUAAUGCCAAGGAUCUCAAUGAUUUAGUGACAAAUCGAAUGAACCAGGUCCUCCUUAAACACUGUAGCUCACCUAACUUUUCAAUUUACAACUGUAUUGAGCUACUGUGUAAACAUGCAGAUAAUAUUGGAAUACACUUUUACCUAUGCCAAAAACUGUUGACAUUUCCUCACUCUGAAUUACAGUUUUAUAUUCCCCAAUUAGUGCAGGUAUUAUUAACUGUCGAAACAGAAUCUAUGGCUCUGGAAGAGUUGAUACUGGAAUUGAAAAACGAGAACCCCCAUUUUGCUCUUCUGACUUUUUGGCAAUUGCAAGCAUUGCUUGCUGAUUUAUCGACGGACCCUAAAUCCUAUGGAUUUCAAGUAGCUAGAAGAGUUUUGAACAAUCUUCACUCUUCUUUAUUCAAUACAGCUACUGCAGAUGACGAAAAUAAAAUCAAGAGAAUAAAUGAGAAUGUGGGGCCGGGUUUAUUAUUGGCCUCAAUGGUCAUGUCAUCAAUUGCAUUACCGCAACUAGGAGGGAUGACGAGACCUCUGGUUGAUUCACAGGGAAAGAGGCAAAAAGCUUUUGUGUUUAAAUUAGCAAAAAAUGCAAUGAAAGAUUUGAGAAAAAAUAUUACUUUGAAAAAUACCAUUCUAAAUACUAAAAAUACUCAUGUGCCCUCUAGAAACAAAGAUUUAGAGCUCCCAGAAUCACCGGUUGAUCUCAUUGAUUCGACGAAAACAAGGGAAGAUGCGCUUUUCAAGAAACCAAAACAUUUAGAGACUGAUUUAAAUUUUGAUAUUGUGGAUGACGUGGGAGAGCAAUUAUUCCAAGAUAGAAUAUCGAAUUCUAUAAAGUUGCCAAAGAGAAGAUCAAAGUAUUUGGAUGAUUCCUACGUGCAUAGAACCUAUGAAUCUGUCUCAUUGUCAUCGUCCCCAAGACAAAGCAUAAGCUCCAUGAUACAGAGACCAACGUAUGGAAGUGCGGUGUAUGAGGAGAGCCUUUUAAAUGUUGACCAAUUUACUAGUUCAAUGCCCGACUUACAUGAUGUACAACCAUCUAGGUCGCGUACAUCUUUAUCUUUUUCAGAGAAGAAAUCAGAUGAUACACGCUCUAACUCUCAGCCGCCUUCACUAGCAGACGGUUUCGUUAAGCUUUCUGCAGUCACUUCAGAUCUAGAUCGCAUACAGGAUAUGGACGUAUCUCAAAUGACAACGAAAAUGAAGAUCAAGAUAUUGAAAGCAAAUUACUUCCGCUGUGAAACCCAGUUUGCCAUUGCAUUAGAGAGCAUCUCUCAAAGAUUAGCACAAGUUCCGACGGAAGCUAGAUUCAGCGCAUUGCGUGCCGAAUUAUCCUUAUUGAAUAGUGACUUACCAGCAGAAGUUGAUAUCCCAACUCUAUUACCUCCAAACAGGAAAGGAAAAUUACACAGACUUGUAUUAAUUACGGCAAAUGAAGCUCAAGUGUUGAAUUCAGCCGAAAAAGUUCCAUAUUUAUUGCUGAUAGAGUACCUCAGAGAUGAUUUCGAUUUUGAUCCCACCAGUGAAGAAAACCAAGAGAUACUCAGACGUAAACCGAAUGCAAAAAGUUUCAUAUUUGACCUAAACGACAUAAGCAGGAUAAAAAACAGAGGAAGUGAAUUUGAGCUCGAGUCAACAAUAUUGACUUCAACCUCCGAAUCAAAUACAGUUGCGUCACGUCCAGCAAGCCCGUUAAUAAACAACUUCACUUUCCAAGAACCAGCGAAAAAGGGUGGAAAAGAGAUGGAUUUGGGAGACAUGUCAAUGAUACGGGUUAAAAACCAGACUGAUGCAGAAGCAUAUAGAGAAUCGCUCGUGCUCCAGAGUGCAACAAAAAUACCUGUAAUACCAAGAGAUUCUGAGCAAAGAGCACCUGAACUGAGUUUUGUCGCUACCCUAGAAGAUGCUAUUGUCCCCCGUGCUGAAACAAGAAACUUUCAAGAUAAAACAGUUGAACUGGCUAACGAAAUGCGUAUUUCGGCUGUAAUGCUUGCACAGUUGGAUAAAUCACCACAGGAAAUAUCUGAUACUGCAAAUCAAAUUCGUGCUAAGAUUAUUGCUUCGAUGAAAGAAGUGCAAGACAAAUUCGGAUAUCGCGAUUUAGAGGCAAUUCACGGAACCGCAGGUGAACGUAAGUUGGAAAAUGAUUUGAAAACCGGUGGCAUUGAUACAUCUUAUUUAGGAGAAGAUUGGAUAACCAAGAAGGAGAGAAUACGUAAAACGUCUGAAUAUGGGCAUCUUGAGAAUUGGGAUCUUUGCUCCGUGAUUGCAAAAUGCGGUGAUGACUUGAGACAGGAAGCGUUUGCGUGUCAGAUAAUUCAAGCAAUGGCACAAAUUUGGACCAAAGAAAAGGUUGACGUUUGGGUAAAAAAGAUGAAAAUUUUAAUCACAAGCGCCAACACAGGACUUGUAGAGACAAUAACGAAUGCGAUAUCUGUACACAGUAUCAAAAAAUCGCUAACGAAAAAAAUGAUUGAAGAUGGUAACUUGGAUGAGAAAGGUGUAAUUGCAAGUUUAAAUGACCAUUUCAUUAGAGCAUUCGGUGAUACAAAAAGCUUCAAAUAUAAGCGUGCUCAAGAUAAUUUUGCAUCCUCUCUUGCUGCGUAUUCGGUGAUAUGCUAUCUAUUGCAAAUUAAAGAUAGGCAUAAUGGUAAUAUUAUGGUUGACAAUGAAGGGCAUUUGGUUCACAUAGAUUUUGGUUUCAUGUUAUCAAAUUCACCCGGUUCGGUCGGAUUUGAAGCUGCGCCUUUUAAACUUACCUAUGAAUAUGCAGAGCUGCUAGGCGGUCUCCAAGGUGAACCUUACAGGAAGUUUGUCAUGUUAGUGAAGGAUGCCUACAAAGCGCUGAGGAAACAUGCCGAACAAAUAGUCUCCAUGUGCGAAAUCAUGCAAAAAGAUAACAUGCAGCCCUGCUUUAACGCAGGAGGAGAAACUAGCGUUCAAUUGAAACAAAGAUUUCAUCUCGAAUUGUCCGACACUGAGUGUGACGAGUUUGUAGAGAAUUAUCUCGUUGGUAAAUCGCUCGGCAGCAUAUACACAAGACUUUACGACCAAUUUCAACUCACAACCCAAGGUAUUUACAGCUAA